GGCGUCAGCUGUCAUCUGUGCUGGGGUGAUGACGUGUAGCUGCUAGCUUGACAGACUGUCACCGAGUUCAUUAUUUCUCACAGAGAUUGUCACUGUUGACGCUUUUUAAGUGAACGUGAACAAGAAGAAAACGUACAGUUUUUAAAGACGUGAGGACUGAACAUGAGGAUACUUAACUGAAGUUAGUACGAUGCAGCAGAAUGGAUCCAGUACAUCAAGCCCUUUUUGAGCAGCACUGCACAGGAACGCUGCUCUGCUUCACCAUUCAGAACCAGGCAUCAGAAAGAACCUCAACCUCUCCAGAAACUGUAGAUUGCACUCAGUAAGAGCUGCAGGAGGGAGAAAUAUGUUUGCCAAGCUUAAGAAAAAGAUUGCAGAAGAGGCGGCCACAGCUCCUCGGAGUGGUGUGCGUAUACCACGGACCAUCAGCAAGGAAUCCAUCACUUCAGUGGGCGCAGACUCUGGGGAGGAUUUUGGGUCUGAUGGCAGCAGCUCCAGGGACGACCUGUCAGCUCAGCUCCUCAGAAGAAACCAUCAAAUCAGGAAGCUGGAGGCCAAGCUGUCAGACUACGCAGAGCAGCUACGAAUUAUGCAGAAGACCAAGGAGAAGCUUGAAAUUGCGUUAGAAAAGCAUCAGGAUUCAUCCAUAAAGAAACUUCAGGAGCAGAAUGAGUCUCAUCAGGUCAGCAGAGCUAAAAUGGCUGAGGGAAUGUCUUUAGCUCUGGAGAAAAAAGACCAGGAAUGGAUGGAGAAGAUGUCUGCUUUAGAAAAUUUGCUGAGAAAGGAGGAGUUGCUCAGCCAGCGGGAGCAGGACCUUCAGCAGAAGGAAGCUGAGCUCCAGUCAGCUAAAAGAGGUCUGUCUGAGUCUCGGGGGAAACUCCAGGCUCUGCAGCAGCAGCAGGCGGAGAGCUGCAGACUCAACUCUGAGUUUGAAAUUGAACGAGAAGAACUGUUGCUGCUACGAGAAGAAGGUGAGAAGAAGAACAGUGAGCUGGAGGGACAGUGCCAGGAGCUGCAGUCAGUCAUUCAUCGGGUUUCUGAAGACUUCCAGACGUCCCAGAAUAUGGUGUCAUCUUUAGAGAAGUCCCUGCAGGAGCUACAGGCUGAAAAUGACACCCUGAAGGUGCAACAGCAAAAGGCUGCUGUGACGGAGGAGGACAAGGAGCGCCUGCUAGUGGAACUUCAGAAAAAAGUUUCUUCUUUAGAGAGACGCCUGCAAGGGAACCUGAGCCAGUACGAGCACCUACAGGAGCUGCUGCAGGAGAAAUCCAGUCUGGAGUUCAGUCUGGAAGGAACCAGAGCAGAGUUGUUGGCUGUUCGGACAAACCAUGCUGACACCGUCAGCUCUCUGGAAGCACAGGUGUCUAAACUUAGCUGCAAUAUUUCUGAGCUGCAGACACUUCUCCGACACAAAGACGACUCCUCCAGGGCCUACAGAGAGAGGACCGAUGCACAGAUCGUGAGCUUGGAGCAGCAGCUUCUGGAGAGAAGUGAGAGACUGAGGAGUGCCGAGCAGCAGAUCACAGUGAAACAGCAGCACAUGGAUAAACUGCGAGGAGAGCUGGAUGCUGAAAAAGCCUUUCUGGAUCAGCAGGUGUGUUUGUUGGAGCAGCAGAGUCAGGAGAAGGCCUGCCGACUGGAAGAAAGCAUCACUUCUUUACAGACAGACAAACAGACGCUUCUGUGCAGGCUUGCUGACCUGGAGAAGCAGGUGAUUGAGGUARACUCCAAUUUAAAGCAGCAGACAGAAGAGCUGGAGAGCUGCAAGACGGAGCUGGACAGUCGGCUAACAAUGAGUACUCAAAUCACCAAAUCUCUGGAAGAAACCAGGAAGCAGAAGGAGGAGCUGCAGAAACAGGUUGGAGAGCUGAGUAAAGCUCUGAAAAACUCACAGCAGGAACUGUCCACUGUCAGCAACAAAUUAACGCUGAGGGAGGAGGACGUCAACACGCUGCAGAACGAGUUGCAGAGUAGGCAGGACYCUGUGGGCCGGCUGCAGGAGGAGACUGAGCAGCUGAGAGGUCAGCUGCAGCAGGUGGAGCUCAGCAAAGAGUCCCAGCUGAGGAGCCUGAGAGAGGAGCUGCUGGAUCAGACACAGCAGCUGGACAGCUGCCAGGCACGGAUUUCUUAUCUGGAGGUGGAGGUGGAAACCCUGACCGAACAGCUUCACAGCCCUGAGGUUUGUGAAGAGGGUCAGAACGGCAGCGUGACGGUGGACGACCUGGAUCACGUUCAGAGGGUCAACAGAGAGCUGGAACAGCAGCUCAGUGACAAGAACAGGACCAUCAAGCAGCUGCAGCAGAGACUGGCAGAGUUGAAGAGAACUCUGCAGAAAGAGCUGAAAAUAAAGCCUGAGACAGAAGCUGAAGGGAAGGAAAAGUCACCAGAAAGUCGGGCAGAAAAACAAGAGAGUUUGAAUCCAGACCCCCCUCCAGCAUCUUCACCGAGCCCCCCGACCUCCAACACCACCGUGACCAACACCUCUGACCUCAAUGACUGCAGAGAAAUCAACUUUGAGUAUCUGAAGCAUGUUGUCCUCAAGUUUAUGUCCUCCAGAGAGGCUGAGGCUUACCAACUGAUCCGAGCCGUUUCUGUGCUGCUGAACUUCACUCGUGAGGAAGAGGAAAUGCUGAAGCAGACUCUUGAGUACAAGAUGUCCUGGUUUGGAUCCAAGCCGUCACCUAAGGGCAUCAUCCGACCUUCAAUCUCAGGCCCUCCUACCCACUGGAGCUGAUGGGCAGCACAGAGCGAGCUGUGGCUGGGGGGGGGGGGGGGGGGGGGGGGGGGUGAAGGACCACCUCACAGAGGAGGAGAUUUGAGUCUGGAACAGAAAAUUUACCAGAUUCUCUCUGUGGGAAGAAUGCUGGUUUUCCAUAAUUAUUUAGGGAUUUUACUUUUUAAAGAGAAUGACAGUCCUGUUGAUAAUUAUUAAUAACUGAGACAGGUGUCUCAUUUUA
Molecule: messenger RNA, 2957 nt
Organism: Austrofundulus limnaeus
Lineage: Eukaryota; Metazoa; Chordata; Actinopteri; Cyprinodontiformes; Rivulidae
Gene: golga1
Product: golgin A1
Cellular component (GO): Golgi apparatus
Source: RefSeq, a predicted model, not a curated record